Messenger RNA from Penicillium angulare, 948 nucleotides. RefSeq lists its product as uncharacterized. The record is from RefSeq and is a predicted model, not a curated record. NCBI's taxonomy places the organism in Eukaryota, Fungi, Ascomycota, Eurotiomycetes, Eurotiales, Aspergillaceae. The transcript has 2 exons. The coding region runs from base 1 to 948 and encodes 315 amino acids.
AUGCAGUCCGCCAAACCCCAGGGAAGCCGGUUACGGCCCGUAGCUGACCCUCUCGAAAGGGUUGGCUUCGUAUCAAAGGGUGACAAGACGCUACUCAAUCAUAAAGCACAGCAGGACUACUACGAUACAAUCGUUGAGCGAUAUUUCCGAUUCUGUUCAGAUCACCAUAAUGAUUUUGAUGCCGCUCAUGCAUCGCUGCCUAUAAGUUCUUCAAAUGAUGCAACGUCAAACCCCCCUGCAGCCCAGUCAGCUCCAAAGACCAGCCCCCUUGGGAGGGGUAUCCCCCCACCAUCGGCGGAAUUAUCCAAGCUCCUUCUUUCCCUCCGGAAGCUGCGAGAAGGUAUUUUGGCAACAUCGGGAACUACUCCGCCCGAAUUCGCCCAGCGAGUUCAUUACUUCUCGAUCCGCCUGGCAAUUCUUGCGCAGCACCCUCCGUCAUACUUCCCUUCCUUGGAGCAUUGCCUAAACAAGCUGCAUUCGAGAUCCCACCCAAUGCCUGAUUCGGAAGUGAAAGACAUAGUGACCUACUUGAUCCUUGAUUAUGCCUGUCGCCAGGAGAAUAUGGUAUCGGCCUUCGAGCUGCGGGCACGGGCGCGGCGGGAGUGCGCCUUUCAGUCGUUAGCUGUCGACCGUGUUUUGACUGCAUUGAUGCACGAUAACUGGGUGAUAUUUUGGCAGGUUCACAAAACCGUGGACUCUUACACACGUGCUGUGAUGAAUUGGGCUGUGGAUCGAGUGCGAAGACAUGCCUUGAAGGCGGUGGGCAGUGCAUACCUCAAUGCCCCUGUGGACUGGAUCGUGGGUGGAUGCACUGGUGACGAUGUGAACUGGACGUGGGAGAAAUUGCACCAAAAGGAAAACCUCGGUUGGCAGAAAGAGGGCGAUAUAAUCAUAAUCAGACGUCUCAAGCCCCGGCCACCACCAAAUCCACAAGUCGCGAAGGCAUAG